Molecule: messenger RNA, 645 nt
Organism: Guillardia theta CCMP2712
Lineage: Eukaryota; Cryptophyceae; Pyrenomonadales; Geminigeraceae
Exons: 11
Coding region: 1-645 (214 amino acids)
Cellular component (GO): cytosol
Molecular function (GO): mRNA binding
Source: RefSeq, a predicted model, not a curated record
AUGUCUGGGUCGGAACAAGAACCGGAUGACGACAAAGUGCUGUUUGUUGGAAAUCUUCCUUGGGUUGUUGACAGCUACGGGCUGCAAAAGCUGUUCGAAAAAUUCGGCCCCAUAUUCAACGCUCAGGUUUCAUACGAUGACAAGAACGAUCGUUCUAGAGGGUACGGGCACGUUGUGUUCAGAAAUGCGGAAGAUGCGCGGACAGCAAUCCUUGCAAUGAAUGAUAGGGACGUCGGAGGUCGGAGGAUACAGGUGCACCUGGCUCAGAGGAAACGAAUCCCUCCUCAAGCUGUCAGGCUCGACCCUAGAGCCUUGAGGUACAAUCCGACAUACGAGGAGCAGAAGAAUGCAAUCUCGAAGGAGAAAAUGACAUACAGGUUCGCAAGGGACGUUGUUGGCUCUGACUUGUUCGAGCGGUGCAAGGACCCGAAGUACAACGUAACUGCCGACGAUUGGCAUCCCGUUGAAAUCUUCGAUGACGACCAUGAAUCUGAUUGGACGCAUUACAACCUGAGAGUUGAUUAUUUUGAUCCCAUACAGAAGAAGGUCAUUUUCGGUCAUAUAGUCGAGCCCAUUCGACCAAAAGGCUCAAAUCGGUCUAUUGACUGGGACAACGACUUCAAUGCGGACCCUGUUCAGGUGUAG